CUCAUCUGGACUCUCCUCUGCUGCUGCUUCACAGAAUCCAGAGGACAGAUCACAGUGACUCAGCCUGGAGCAGUGAGCUCUGCUGUGAGAGGAACUGUGAGCAUCAAGUGUAGGACCAGUCAGAAUGUUUAUAACAACAACUAUUUACACUGGUACCAACAGAAAGAUGGAGGAGUUACUAAACUACUCAUUAAGUAUGCUAGCACUCGACAAUCAGGGACUCCAGCUCGUUUUACAGGCAGUGGAUCAAACUCUGACUUCACUCUGACCAUCAGCGGAGUCCAGGCUGAAGAUGCAGCAGUUUAUUACUGUCAGAGUUAUCACAGCUCAAAUAUGACUUUGAUCUGCGUCCUCAUCUGGACUCUCCUCUGCUGCUGCUUCACAGAGUCCAGAGGACAGAUCACAGUGACUCAGCCUGGAGCAGAGAGCUCUGCUGUGGGAGGAUCUGUGAACAUCAAGUGUAGGACCAGUCAGAAUGUCCAGUACUCCAACCGUUUAGCCUGGUACCAACAGAAAGAUGGAGGAGUUCCUAAACUGCUCAUUUACUCUGCUAGCAGUCGAGCAUCAGGGGUUCCAGCUCGUUUUACAAGCAGUGGAUCAAACUCUGACUUCACUCUGACCAUCAGUGGAGUCCAGGCUGAAGAUGCAGCAGUUUAUUACUGUCAGAGUUUUCACUACAUCAACAGUCAGAAUGUGUUCACACAGUGAAAAACAGUCGUACAAAAACCUCCCUCAGUCAGACUGAACAGAAACUGAACUGACUGCUGCAGCUGGAAGAUACUGCAGAGACUGAUACAGUUCA
Messenger RNA from Oreochromis aureus, 802 nucleotides. Its product is annotated as immunoglobulin kappa light chain-like. The annotation marks the transcript as partial. The record is from RefSeq and is a predicted model, not a curated record. Gene Ontology annotation, biological process: immune response; immunoglobulin production. The transcript is spliced from 4 exons. NCBI's taxonomy places the organism in Eukaryota, Metazoa, Chordata, Actinopteri, Cichliformes, Cichlidae.